This is a messenger RNA of Penicillium olsonii, 843 nucleotides long. The record is from the annotation of a GenBank genome assembly. Lineage: Eukaryota; Fungi; Ascomycota; Eurotiomycetes; Eurotiales; Aspergillaceae.
AUGCGACUCUUUCUAAUUCCGAUCUCGACAAAGCGAGUUCUCAUAUACGCUCGACCCCUGCGAAGAGAUCUUUCCAGUGAGCUCUCCUACCUCGACCGAAUUACGACCAAAGCCGCGGAGACAUGGGCCAAAUGGGAAGAGGCCGAUAAGGGUUGGAAGAUGCACUUGGUGCGUUGGGGCAAUCGAGUCCAACAACGGAUACCAUACGAAGAAUGGGGCCUGAAGAGCAUUCCCUCGCUCGAAGCACAGAAGCGCAUUAAUAAAGAUCAUGGAACGAACAAGAUCGACGUGUUGUUCCCUGGAAAUGCCAUGCGAUUGGAGCGAAUCUCCCCUGUGCUGCGCAAGAUCGCCACAGAGAGGCAGGAGCUUCACAAGAAGCGGAUGAUGUGGAGUUUCAUUGCAGCACCAUUUACAGCACCACUCGGUCUGAUUCCAGUAGUGCCGAAUAUCCCCUUUUUCUACCUGGCGUACCGAGGCUGGUCCCACUGGCGCGCUCUCAAUGGCUCUAAACACCUGGAAUUUAUAGUUGAGAAGAAUCUCCUCAACCCCAUUUCCCUGCCAGAGCUGGAGGACCUUUACGCGAAGCGCGCCUCCGGAGCCCUCGAGAAAACAACCAAAGAUACCCCAUAUUCGGAGAUCGCGGAGGAUAUAGAGCAGAGCGACGACCAGGUCUUGCUCAAGAUGUCAGAUGCCAAGAAAUUGGCCAAGAUCUUGGAGGCCCCAGACCUUGCCCUGGAGGCCGAACGUGCGAUCAUUCAAGUCAGCGAGCAGCUCGAGGCUGCAAGGAAUGCCAAGAAGACAGAAACAGCAGACGAGAGUCCAGAAGACAAGAAAAAGUCAUGA